UCUUGUCUUCACUCUAUAUAUCACAUCUGUACACAGAUUCCCUUUCGCCUUUUACCGCUCUACAUAUGUUGUCCACGUUGCUUGGACGUCGCGAAUUUGCGGUCGAAGUAGUUACUGAUCAAUUGCCGAAAUUGCCAUACAAUUCGUCCAACACUAAGUGCUCUAAUUAGUUUGAUUAUUAGUCAAUGAGAAGGACUGCAUGGUUUUUUUUCUGAAGUCUGAAUUUAUGUGUGAUGGACGACGAAAUAAUAGACGUGAUUACUGAAUGUAGUUUCGAUUAUUUGGAAUCUCUGUAUGAACCGUGGAACAAGAUCAACUCGACGUCAUAUAACCCAAUUAGUCCUCAAUGGUUGAUUCAAUUGGCAGAUGAUUGGAACUCUGAACAUAGCGUACGCAAGGAUGAUUCAAGAAAAUUGAAAAAACGUCUGUCUGAAGAUGUCUGUGAUGAAUCUAAAUAUCGUGAAAUUCUCAAUAAAUAUAAAGAGAAUGAUGUAUUUGUAUUACCAAACGGUGAAGAAAUAGUUAGGGUUCGUAAUGAUUCCAGCUCUGAAUCAGAAAUCGAUAUUAUGGAUGGUGAAACUAAUAAUAAUAUUGAGGAUUGGCAAUCAGUUGUGUCACAUGGUUUCACUAGAGAUAUUGAGCAAAUACCAGCACCUACCCAAGAAAGGCAUCUAGAUAGUAAUAUUAUAACUGCAGAUGAAAGAUAUUAUCAUCCUAACUUAUUUGGAAAAAAAGAUGAUAAAAAAUAUUUAAAGGUAAGAAAUACUAUUAUAGAAUUAUGGAAAUCAAAUAAGCCAUGUUAUGUAUCAAAAUCAUUUGCUAAACAAAAAAUGAAAAAGUGUGGUACAGCAAAAGAAAUUGGACAGGUCCAUUCAUAUCUUGAGCAUAGAGGGUACAUUAAUUUUGGAUGUGAUGAAUGUAAAUAUCAUAAGAAUGUAAAAAAAGAAUUAGUUAAAGCCAGAAUAUUAAAAACUCAAUAUAAUUUAAAGCCACCUUUACUUCAUGGGAAAAAUAAGUCUUUUAAAAAAAUAAAGGCAAUGGGUGGUUACACAAUAUGCCAUGAUAAAUCUUCAUCACAAUGGGAGCAUAACUAUUCCGUUCCAAAAAAAAACAAACGUUAAUUAAAAUACUGAUUUUAUAAAAAAAAAGCAUUUUGGCUGUGAAUGGGUUACAUUUUGGUUACAUUAAUUUAUUAUUAAUAUGUGAUGAUUUUUUUUUUUUUUUAAAUGAUGGGCAGUCAAAUGCAAAUAGUUUUAAUUAAUUAUUAAUUAUUAAACAUAUCUAAACUAUUAUUGUAAAUUGAAUAAAUAUCAAAAAAAGUGACCCAUAUUCAAAACUUGAAUUGUAAAUUGCUUAUGUUAUAACUUAUUUAAUCUGAUUGCUAUAAUCGUUGACUUUUUUUAUUGUUAUACCAUUUUUUAACU
Molecule: messenger RNA, 1424 nt
Organism: Rhopalosiphum maidis (corn leaf aphid)
Lineage: Eukaryota; Metazoa; Arthropoda; Insecta; Hemiptera; Aphididae
Product: histone H2A deubiquitinase MYSM1-like
Exons: 6
Coding region: 234-1121 (295 amino acids)
Molecular function (GO): protein binding
Source: RefSeq, a predicted model, not a curated record